AUGCUCUUAAAAAAUGACUUAAAGCUUGAGGAGGCUAUUCAAAUGGGAAAGCAAGCGGAAAUACAAAAAAAAGAGAGUAUGAUUAUAAGAGAAAAUAAGGAAGAAAGUGAAAUAAAUAGGGUGAAAGUAGGAACAACAACAGCACAAAGAAACAACGAAGAACUACAAUUAAAAGGAAAUUGUUGGUUUUGUGGACAAAAAAGACAUCCUAGGUACAAAUGUCCAGCAUCAAAUAUAACAUGUUUCAAGUGUCGAAAAACGGGGCAUUUUGCUAGGUUGUGCAGAGCCAAGAUAGUAAAAAAUAUUGAGAAGGAAGAAACAGGAACUACAUAUGAGGAGCAGACA
Molecule: messenger RNA, 345 nt
Organism: Brenthis ino (lesser marbled fritillary)
Lineage: Eukaryota; Metazoa; Arthropoda; Insecta; Lepidoptera; Nymphalidae
Source: the annotation of a GenBank genome assembly